Molecule: messenger RNA, 1776 nt
Organism: Naegleria lovaniensis
Lineage: Eukaryota; Heterolobosea; Eutetramitea; Acrasida; Naegleriidae
Exons: 1
Coding region: 1-1776 (591 amino acids)
Biological process (GO): proteasome-mediated ubiquitin-dependent protein catabolic process; transcription-coupled nucleotide-excision repair; protein polyubiquitination
Cellular component (GO): nucleotide-excision repair complex; Cul4A-RING E3 ubiquitin ligase complex
Molecular function (GO): protein binding
Source: RefSeq, a predicted model, not a curated record
AUGCAUCAUUAUGGUAGAAGUGGUGAUGGUCACUAUCAUCACACUCCAAAAACUCUUUAUCAUUAUUACAUGACUCUAAAAUUUCAUCAUCAUCAUUCACAUCACCAUUCUGAAUCUUUACACAAUCUCUUUCAAUCUCACUCGUAUUAUGAUUCACAUUUAAAAUCUUCAUUGGAUUAUUCUCGGAGAGUGAAAAUUCAAUCUCCUCAUGUACAUGCCAUCACUGGUAUGGAUUUAGAUCGAACAGAUCAAAAGAGAUUUUUAUUAUCCUGUGGAAAUGAUCGAAUCAUUGCCAUCUAUGAUUGUUUACCAUCGAUUGUGAAUGGAUUUGAAUAUUAUGAAAAUUUAAUAGAAGAAGAAUCAUUUCUUUUAAAAAAGGAUCGAAUGACCAAUAAUAGUACUACUCAACAACAUUAUCAUCAUCAUAUUCAUAAUAAUAAUAGUCAUAAUAAUAUUCAUAAUAAUAUUCAUCAUAAUACUAAUCAUAUUCAUAAUAAUACCAAAAAGACUACUACUACUGGUCCCAAAAAGAUUCAACCCAUCAUUAAACCCAUUCACACCUUUCGACCAUCCUCCACAUCACUCACUGGUGUCAUGUGGUAUCCCAAUGAUUGUGGAAUGUUCUUUUCAUGUGGUAAAGAUCAAAUGUUAAAUGUCUUUGAUACAAGUACCAUGACAUGUGUUUCAUCUUUUGAUUGUUUGAGUAGUAUUUAUUCGAUGGAUAUGUUCAAAAGUACUAGUAGUGGCACCACCACUCCUAGCACAUUGAUUGCAUGUGCAUUAGAAGAUCAUUCCAUUCGUAUUUGUGAUUUAAAUUCAGGUGCUAAUAUUCAACAAUUUAUUGGACAUUCAUCGAAGGUGAGAUGUGUGAAAUGGUCACCACAUUCAGAAUAUAUAUUUGCUAGUGCUAGUAAUGAUGGAACUAUUCGAUUAUGGGAUAUUCGAACCUCAGGAUGGUUAUUAUGUAUGGAUCAAUUUCAAAUAGCAAAUCAACAACGAUCGUUAGAAGGUUUAAAAAGAAAGGGUGGUUCUGGUAGUGGUGGUAGUAGUGUGGGUUCUGGUAGUGGUGUGAGUUUGAAUGUGGGUACGAGUGGUAGUGGUGGUAGUAAUAUGGGUGUGGAUAUGGAUAAAAGAAGCAUGGGUAGUACAAGUGGUGCAAGUAGUAGUAGUAAUACGAGUUCAAGUACUUUAAAUCGUACAACAUCUUCUUCUAAAAACAGCAGCACGAAAAAGAUGACAAAAUCUAAAAACAGUUAUACUAAAUUUGGUUCUACUAAAUUUUCACCAGCUAAAGCCUAUAAUUAUAUCAAUAUCAAAGUACCAUUGGCUCACAAUGAUCAUAUUAAUUCACUUUGCUUUUCCAAUGAUGGUGAAUAUUUAUUUAGCUCAUCCAAUGAUCAACGAAUGAUGAAAUGGGUGACACAAACAGGAAUGAAUACUCAAUUUAAUUGUAAAGUGUACAAUGACAUUUCGAGUUCACAAUCCUGUCAAUUGAUGUGUCAUGGUGGAAAGUAUUCAAAAUUGAUAUUUCAUGCAGCUGAGAGUUUUGUUGAAAUGUUUGAUCAAGAAAGUGGAGAAAAGAUUUUACCUCAUGUACGAGAAUCUUCUUCAUCCCAUUAUGGUAAAAUAUUGAGCAUGUGUUUUGAUGAGAAUCGACAAGUAUUAUACACAGCAGGAACUGAUUUUGCAAUUUCCAUAUGGGACACUAAUUAUGGAAUGUUUGCAAGUCCUGAAGAACAGGUCAUGUUCAAUGACAUGGAUGAUUGGAGUGAUUAG